CGCCGUUCCCCGCAAAGCAGCGCUCCAAGUCAAGAAGCCUAUUAAGACUGAGGCCCAGCGAGUCAUCGUGAUGUGUAAAACGAAGCUUUCUCGUGUACUUGAAGCAUCUAGCUUUAUUACUUGUCUGUCCAUGAAAUAUCCAUAUCGUUGACAAGGGCACGCCAUCCUCCAUCUCAUCACUCACCACCUGACCGCUCUAGUAGCAACGUGCAACAUGUCAUUGUCUCACACUAUGAACUUCUCAAUCCCGGACGACCUUAAGAUAUACCUCGCAGAUCUUGAUAAGUUCAUCGACGAGAAAAUCACCCCGCUCCAAUACAAAGGCGACAACAACCGCUUCUUCGAUCACCGCCGGGAGCAUGCACGAACCGACUGGGAUAACGGCGGUUUGCCGCGCAAGGAAUGGGAAGAUCUCCUAACAGAAUCGAGAAAGCUUGCCGAUGAAGCUGGGUUUUACCGAUUAUCUCUACCAGAGCAAUAUGGUGGACAAAACACCCCAGACGGACGUGGCAGCAACCUUUGGAUGGCGGUCAUAAGAGAGCACCUUGCAGCAAAGGGUCUAGGUCUAUUUAAUGAUCUUCAGACCGAGCACUCCAUGGUUGGAAAUUUCCCAGAUGUAAUUAUGCUUAUGAAUUUUGGCAAUGAGCAGCAGAAGAAGGAGUUGAUCCCGCUACGACUGCAGGGCAAGUUUAGGAUGACGUUUGGUUUGACGGAGCCGGGACACGGUUCGGACGCAACGCAUAUGGCGACGAAAGGGCGACUAGAGACGAGGAAUGGCGUCAAAGGCUGGCUACUAAACGGAUACAAGAAAUGGCAGACGGGCAUGCACCAUGCUACGCAUUGCUCUAUCUUUGCACGGACAUCAGGCAAGGUCGGCGAAGUAAAGGGCAUCUCCUGCUUCAUUGUUCCGAGGGAAACUCCCGGUCUCGUAGCAGAAUCGUACGAAUGGACACUCAACAUGCCCACAGACCACGCAACUGUUUCGAUAAAGGACGUAUGGGUACCCGAAAGCGCCGCUCUAGGUCCCAUCCACAACGGUCUCAGCGUCGCGCAAGCCUUUGUCCACGAGAACCGCAUUCGACAAGCUGCCUCAUCCCUCGGCGCAGCCGUAUACUGCGUGCAACAAUCGGUCGGAUAUGCGAAUGACCGAGCUCCCUUCGGCACACCCCUCUCGCACAACCAAGGCAUCCAGUUCCCGCUCGUCGAACUCGCAACGCAAUGCGAGAUGCUGCGACAGUUGAUUCGGAAGACAGCGGUGGAAAUGGAUUCCAUGCCCCACAACGAGAUUGAGAAGAGAAUUGGAGACAAGGUGUCCAUGUGUAAUUAUUAUGCCAAUAGGUUGUGCACUGAAGCGGCAGAUCGGGCGAUCCAGGUCCAUGGCGGUAAUGGAUACUCUAGGCAUUAUCCUUUUGAGCACAUCUGGAGGCAUCACAGGCGGUACAGGAUUACCGAGGGUAGUGAGGAGAUCCAAAUGCGCAAGGUUGCUGCGUACCUGUUUGGCUUUGGCGGUAGGAAAAGCUUAGUGGAUGCCACGAAGGUGGAGUCGAAGCUGUAGCUCUAGAUAAAUCGAGUCGUGAAUUACCGGAGCCAAGCCGAUAUUAUGUAGAUGUUUUUGGGCUCAUGGCCGCCAACUUCGGAGCCAUCGAUUAAAGCCAGGCAUUGCGUCCUUCUCCGUGAUGACAGGUAAGAGGACCACGAUCAGUACGAACCACACACAGAAGCCAGUUAUUCCCAGG
Cucurbitaria berberidis CBS 394.84 is the source of this 1736-nucleotide messenger RNA. RefSeq names its product acyl-CoA dehydrogenase NM domain-like protein. The transcript is spliced from 2 exons. Gene Ontology annotation, molecular function: flavin adenine dinucleotide binding. Gene Ontology annotation, biological process: fatty acid beta-oxidation using acyl-CoA dehydrogenase; butyrate catabolic process. NCBI's taxonomy places the organism in Eukaryota, Fungi, Ascomycota, Dothideomycetes, Pleosporales, Cucurbitariaceae. The coding region runs from base 215 to 1555 and encodes 446 amino acids. The record is from RefSeq and is a predicted model, not a curated record.